GUGGGGGGAGGUGGCAUCCCCCAGUUCGCGGGGGCGGGGAGGGAGGAUCUCCUCCAAGGGGGUGGAAUAUGGGCGCUGAGCGCGGCAGCAGCGGGCCGCAUUGGGUGGCGUGAAUGCGGCGGAGUGAAGACAGACACACGACGGAAGAAGUGUGUGCGGCAGAGUGAAGGCAGAUACACGACGAAAAAAGUGUGCGCGGCGUUCCUCUCCGGAGCGCCUUCGGAAAGGUUUCUGUCCCCCACCCCGCAUAGCGAAGUGGUGCGAUGUCUGAGGCGGUAGCAAAGGAGAGCCCGGAGCAGGAUGGCGAGGGCGGCUCCAGGAGGAGCAGCUGGGGGCUGCUGGUCACGGCUGGGGUUGGUGGGACUUUGGUGGCCCUCUAUGCUGUGGUCACCCCCUUUGUGACCCCAGCCCUGAGGAAGGUGUGCCUGCCCUUUGUUCCUGCAACUGCCACUCAGGUCCAGAAUGUGCUGAAAAUGUUGGAAAAUAGAAGUGGCCCCCUAGUUGACAUUGGUAGCGGGGAUGGCCGCAUUGUGAUAGCAGCUGCAAAAAAGGGAUUCAAAGCUGUUGGAUAUGAAUUAAAUCCCUGGCUAGUUUGGUACUCCAGAUACAGAGCCUGGAGAGAUGGAGUACAUCAGAAUACCAAAUUUUAUAUUUCAGACUUAUGGAAGGUUUCUUUUUCCCAUUAUACAAAUAUUGUUGUUUUCGGCGUACCUCAGAUGAUGCCACAGUUGGAGAAGAAGCUGAAAGAAGAACUUGAAUGUAAUGCCAGAAUCAUUGCCUGUCGCUUUCCUUUCCCCUGCUGGAUUCCAGAUCAUACUACUGGAGAGGGAAUAGACACUGUGUGGGCCUAUGAUUUGAAACAUUAUAGAAGAUGUGAAACAAAAAACUUGGAAAUUACACCAGAGGGAGAAUCCUAAACAACUAAUUUGUUUUUUAUACUGAAAUUUUUAACUUUGACUUUACCUGUUGAAGAUAAGAUAGAGCCCCAGCAUAUGGAGAUAUAUAUAUUCACUUAAAGAACUGAAGUGCACUGAUUAUCUGAAAGCAAACAAAGGUUACUGAAAGAUGUAGUUAAAUGGCUUAAUGUAGUGUCCUGGUUUAACUCCAUCUGGCAAUGAAGUACCACACAGGUGUCUGCCCCAGUUCUCACACUCCCCCCAUGUCAUGGGAAGGGAAAUUGGGGAAAAGAUUAUACCCAUGGGUUGAGAUAAGAAUAGUUUAAUAAUUGAAAUAAAUUUAAUAAUAUUAAAGUUACAAUGAAAAGAGAGACAGAAAAAGACAGGAGUAAAACCCAAGAAAGAUGAGUGAUCCACAAUACCAUCACUCACCCCUCAUUGACUGAUGCCCAGCCCAUCCCAGAGCAGUAAUUGGCCCUUCCUUGCCAACUCCCCCCAGUUUAUAUACCAGGCACGAUGGCAUGGAAUAUCCCUUUGUCUAGUUUGGAUUGGCUAUUGUGGCCAUGCAUCCUCCCAGCUUCUUGAACGCCUCCUUGUUGUCAGGGCAUGGGAAACUGAAAAGUCCUUGGCUUAGGGCAGAUGCUGCUCAUCAUCAACUAAAACACCAGUGUUACCAGCAUUAUUUUCAUCCUAAAUUCUAAACACAGCAUUCUACCAGCUACUAGGAAGAAAAUUAACUCUAUCCUAGCUGAAACAUGACAUGUAGAUAGUAAAAAUUAUGAGAAAGUUUUAUAGAAGCGGAAAGCUUUAAUAUGGAAAAGGAGAUAAAAACCACAGACCACUACUGUUAGGGGGAAUCUCUGUGUGAAUAAAAUGCUCAAAUUGGUGAACUUAAUAUAUUUGUUCUUUCUGAUCCUACGUAGCAUUUGGUGUUGGUGUUGGAAGCAGUGUGCAAGUGGCUUCUCAAAUGAGCUGUAGUUCUCAAAUGUCUUCAUUAUGUAUGGCAAGUAGGCAUAAUACUGCAGGCACAAAACUGAUCCAGGUAGACUAUAAUGGUGAUACCAGUUGUUCACACCUGAGCCUUUAAUGUGUACCUUUAAUAGCUGAGUAUGAUAAAAGAAGCAAAUAUAAUAAGUUGUUUAUUCAUUAACAUAAGUACAACCUCUCAUUAUAUUACUGAAUUUUAACUUCACUUGUUAUGUGAAAACAAACUGCAGAAGUAUGCUCUUACUGAACUCUUAUUGGUAUAAGCCUUUGCAGACAGCCAUAAUUUUUCCUAACUCCUCUGCUUCAGGAAGGGGUUGCAGAAGUCGUUUAUUUGUCAGCAAAGUGUCAACAUUUCUGUGUGCUCAAACUUUGGAUAAAGGUAUGGAUGAGAGUUGCUUA
Messenger RNA from Corapipo altera (White-ruffed manakin), 2282 nucleotides. RefSeq names its product ATP synthase c subunit lysine N-methyltransferase (gene ATPSCKMT). Gene Ontology annotation, cellular component: mitochondrion. The record is from RefSeq and is a predicted model, not a curated record. Gene Ontology annotation, biological process: regulation of mitochondrial ATP synthesis coupled proton transport; positive regulation of proton-transporting ATP synthase activity, rotational mechanism; peptidyl-lysine trimethylation. Bases 264 to 917 code for a protein of 217 amino acids. The transcript is spliced from 5 exons. Lineage: Eukaryota; Metazoa; Chordata; Aves; Passeriformes; Pipridae. Gene Ontology annotation, molecular function: protein-lysine N-methyltransferase activity.